AUGGGAUGCGACUAUUGCGGCCCACCGGCUCCACCCCAUGAGGCUGACGUUACGCCAACCGCGGCUCCAAAUGGGAAGACGAGCAGUUGCCAAAAUUCUUGCUGCGAUUGCGACGACGCUGAGCCCCUCGACACCGCGGCCUCAGGCUCAAAAAUGCCCACUCUCGAGAAAGCAGGUGAUUGCUGCCCUCCUGACAAAUGUGCCGACAACAAAACCGAGAAUCAAACCGACACGCCUGACUGCUGUCGUGGUAAAGUCAGCCCAUGCUGCGACAUUACUUGUCUCAACCGUUUAGCUAUGCGGGAAUGUGAGAUGAGUGCUAUGGCUACCCCUGCCCCGAAUAGUCAGCCAAAGACUUGCGGUGGAGCUACGGUCCGCAAGCCAUGCAGCCAACAUCGUCUUUCUACCCUCGACCGUUACGGUGCUACUCUACAAGCCUUGGGAUGUAUCUGCCGCGCUCUCAUUGCUCUUGGUCGGGAAACCUGCUGUGAACUUCGCGAGACACAGUCACUGGAUGGGAAGCAGUGCUCUACUAAGUCAUCUGCUCGCUCCCUUCGCACUUCACUGGAGUCCUAUAGCAGCAACGGCUCCGUCACCGAGGAUCAGGUCGGGCAGGACCCUCUUCGUCCGCAAAAGAGUUCUCUUGAAAAUACGAGGUCUUCCAAGAAAGUGCCCACGGAUGCCUGCUUUGCCUCUUGUUGUUCGAAGGAGAAGCCCGCUAAAAAGUGUCCAGUCAAAAGCAAGUGCUUGAAGCCAUACUGCUCUGAGGACACGCCCGCGGAGGUUCCAUUCGUCAAGGAUAACUGUGCCAAGGCGUGCGACUCCCUCGAAAACUCGGCGAAGCAGCCUGCUGCCCAAACUGGACGCCUUGAUUCGUGCUGCUCAGAGACUCUUAGUAUCGAAGAAUCCUUUCCCAAGAUCGGCUGCCCUGGAUCUUGCUGCCCUAAAGACCAGGCUGUCAAAGACAAUGACGCCAAGAGCAUUUAUGCUGACCCGUGCUGUUCGAAGAUCGAACCCAUUGUUGAACCUGCAACUGGUGUAUGCGCAAGAUCCUCCUGUGGAUCUAAAACCAUGAUCACUAUAGAGCCUCUCAAUUUGGUGUCCUCUGGCUCUUGCUGCAAGCUGCCAAAGCAGGAUAUCGUGAAGACUCCAAUUGCUAGUUGCGGGGGUUCUCGCUACACAGAAAAGCAGCCGCCUAGCUCUCAAGGCCCUUGCAUCGAUGCUUGCUGCUCCUCUGUUGUGCCCAAUGCUGGUUUAGAGAUUGUGAAAGCCUCGAUCCAGGCUGUCACCGAUAUAGAGAAUCAAGGUACCGGCAAGGAACAUGUUGUUCUCAGCAUUUCUGGCAUGACAUGUACUGGUUGCGAGACAAAGCUCAACCGAAGCCUCGUUACUAYCCCUGCCGUUACAGACCUGAAAACCAGUUUGGUUCUCUCACGAGCCGAGUUCAACAUCGAUCUACGCCUUGGAUCAGUGGAGGAAGUCAUGAAACACCUGGAGCGAACCACUGAAUUUAAGUGCGAAAGAGUCAAGAAUCAGGGAUCUAGCCUGGAUCUUAUUGUCCCUGAUCAGCCCUUAAAGUUCAUUAGUCAGACGUGGCCGGGCGGAAUUCUGGACAUGGCACUCAUGGAUAAACAGACCGUGCGAGUUGUGUUUGAUCCGAAAAUUGUGGGAGCUCGAGAGCUCGCCGAGAAGGUUUGGGGUACGCCAAUUGAACUUGCUCCUCCGCGCGGUGACCCUUCGCUGGAGGCUGGCAGCAAGCACGUCCGUUAUGUCGGAUACAUGACGCUUCUCUCCACUGUCUUGACGAUUCCGGUCCUGAUCAUGGCAUGGGCUCCGCUUCCUGAAAGGAAGGUGGCAUAUGCCUCGGCUUCACUCGCCUUGGCUACGAUUGUUCAAGUUGUCAUAGCGGGGCCUUUCUAUCCCAAAGCUCUGAAGGCUCUCGCUUUCUCGAGGGUUAUCGAGAUGGAUCUCUUGAUUGUCUUGAGCACUAGUGCUGCCUAUAUCUUCUCAGUGGUCUCCUUUGGGUACCUCAUUGUACGUCGGUCCCUAUCGACUGGUCAAUUCUUUGAAACGAGCACUCUUUUGGUCACCUUGAUCAUGGUUGGUCGAUGGGUUGCCGCUCUCGCCCGUCAGAGAGCCGUGGAAUCUAUUUCUAUCCGGUCACUUCAGGCGUCGACAGCUAUUCUUGUGGACCAAAAGAGUGGAACAGAACGUGAGAUUGACGCCCGACUUCUUCAAUAUGGCGACAUCUUCAAAGUUCUCCCCGACACGAGAAUCCCGACCGAUGGCACUGUCAUCACUGGGUCGUCUGAAGUUGACGAGUCUUUGCUCACUGGUGAAUCUAGACCAGUGGAGAAAUAUCCCACGUCUGUGGUGAUUGCUGGGUCUAUCAAUGGACCAGGAGUUAUGACCAUUCGACUGAGUCGUUUGCCUAACGAGAACACUAUCAAUACUAUUUCUGCGAUGGUCGAUGAAGCCAAAAUGUCAAAACCCAAGUUGCAGGAUCUCGCAGAUCAGGUAGCAUCCUACUUCGUCCCGGUUGUGCUGGCAUUGACAAUCAUCACGUUCGUCAUCUGGUUUGCAGUAGGCACGGCUAUUCGAUCAUAUGAUGGCUCUGAAGCUACAAUUGAGGCCAUCACCUACGCUAUUACUGUCCUCAUCGUCUCUUGCCCUUGCGCUAUUGGACUGGCUGUGCCUAUGGUCAUUGUGGUGGUCAGCGGAGUUGCGGCGGAAAGAGGUAUCAUCUUCAAGUCGGCAGAUGCUAUUGAAGUGGCCCAUAAGACGUCUCACGUCGUGUUUGACAAGACUGGGACCUUGACCCGGGGAAAGCUUUCUGUAGUUAUGGAGCACUGCGACAAUGUGGACAAGCUGCCGCUUCUUCUAGGCCUCAUCGAAAACAGUCGACAUCCGGUCUCUGUUUCUGUGGCUGCUCACCUGAAGGAUGCCGGAGUUAUUGCUUCGCUAGUUCCUGAGCCCAAGAGCCUUACUGGGAAAGGUGUUGAAACUACCUUUGAUGGCCAGAAACUUCAAGCAGGAAAUUCUCGCUGGCUGCAUUUAUCAGAAAAUGAGGUCGUUCAACCAAUGCUUGCUCAAGGGCACACCGUUUUUUGCUUUGCUAUGGACAACGCGUUACAGGCGGUCUAUAGUCUUGAAGAUGAGCUUCGACAUGACGCUGUGGGGACAAUUAAGACCUUGCAGCAACGUGGUGUCUCAGUACAUGUCGUUUCUGGCGAUGAUGACGGAGCUGUUCAGUCUUUGGCGUCGAGGCUUAGCAUUCCUGGCGGCAAUGUCCGUUCUCGAAGCUCGCCCGCCGACAAGAAAGACUACAUCCAGACGCUCCUCGAUACUGAGAUAGAUCAUAAGAAACCCGUUGUUGUUUUCUGCGGUGACGGCACGAACGAUGCCGUUGCUCUCGCCCAGGCUACGAUCGGCGUCCACAUGAAUGAAGGCACGGAUGUUGCGCAAUCCGCCGCCGAUGUGGUUCUCAUGCGACCUUCUCUAGCUGGUAUCCUCACUAUGAUGGAUGCCAGCCGGAAAACUGUCAACCGCAUCAAGUUCAACUUUGCGUGGAGCUUCGUGUACAACAUUUUUGCAGUCCUUCUCGCUGCGGGUGCUUUUGUCAAUGCGAGGAUCCCCCCAGAGUUUGCGGGACUGGGAGAGUUGGUGAGUGUGUUGCCAGUCAUUGCUGCUGCGCUGCUUCUGCGCUGGUCGAAGAUCUAA
Messenger RNA from Talaromyces amestolkiae, 3720 nucleotides. RefSeq lists its product as uncharacterized. Gene Ontology annotation, biological process: monoatomic cation transport. Gene Ontology annotation, cellular component: membrane. The record is from RefSeq and is a predicted model, not a curated record. The coding region runs from base 1 to 3720 and encodes 1239 amino acids. Gene Ontology annotation, molecular function: ATPase-coupled monoatomic cation transmembrane transporter activity; ATP binding; metal ion binding. The transcript is spliced from 2 exons. Lineage: Eukaryota; Fungi; Ascomycota; Eurotiomycetes; Eurotiales; Trichocomaceae.